This is a messenger RNA of Onthophagus taurus, 1843 nucleotides long. It is a transcript of the gene APC7, whose product is annotated as anaphase-promoting complex subunit 7. The record is from RefSeq and is a predicted model, not a curated record. Gene Ontology annotation, cellular component: anaphase-promoting complex. Gene Ontology annotation, molecular function: protein binding. Lineage: Eukaryota; Metazoa; Arthropoda; Insecta; Coleoptera; Scarabaeidae. Gene Ontology annotation, biological process: protein ubiquitination; positive regulation of mitotic metaphase/anaphase transition; cell division.
AUAACCUAUAUAAUAUUUAAUAAACCCUCUUCUUAGUAAGUUAUCAUCUUCCAAUACAUUUCAAUAAAAAAAUGUGUGUGGCACUAAAAUAUAUUGUUGAUAUGUACGAAAAAGAAUUGUAUUCCAACGUAAUAAAAACAAUUGAUAUGGCUUUAUUAUCAUCCGAUCAGAAAUUAGAGUCAACUCCAAUCACAAAACUUCAAGUAUACUUAUACUAUGGCGACUCGCAUUAUCAACUACAACAGUAUUUACAAGCCGAAGAAGCUUAUACUCAAGCGUUACAAUUGAGAAUGUUUCUAAUGAAAUCCAAGUCAAACGGAAAAUUAAAUGAAAGUCACCAAGAAAUUCCUAAUGAUGUCGAUAUAAAAUAUAAAAUGCAUUUGUGUUAUGUAUACUUGAAAAAGACGAAAAAGUCUCUUGAAAUCUUACAAAGUAUUCCAAAUAAAUCCAGGGAUGCCAAAAUAAACAUGGCUUUAGGAAAUUUAUACAGAGAUGGUGGAUGUGAAAAAUCAGCCAUCAGUUAUUAUAAGGAAGUUUUAAAAGAAAAUCCUUACGCAAUUGAAGUAGCUGAAAAUUUAUUGAAGCUGGGUGUCAAAGGUACAGAUGUAAAUUCUUUAAUGUUAGAAGUAACUUCAGAACCUAGUUGGUUAAAUCUAUGGUUAAGAGGUCAAGCCCAAAUGUAUUCGCAAGAUUACAACAGCGCAAUUGCAACGUUUAAAAGUCUGGAAAUUCAAAAUCUUCUCAAAGACAACAGUUCCUUAUUAGUUACUAUUGCUUAUUGUUAUGUUUAUCUUUGUGAUAACAAAUCCGCGUUACAAUAUCUUCAACGGGCGAUUAGAUCCGAUCCAAAUAUGCGUUACGGACGGGAUUUAUACGCCUCUUUAUUGGCGCGAUCAACAGAAAAAGAACAUUUACAAGAACUUGAAAGACUUGUAAACAAUGUCGAUUUAAACGUUAACUUAUGGACUGCAGAAUAUUGGGUAGUGAUGGGUUACUGUAUUUUUGUACAUAAAAAAUUUGUGAGGGCGUGCAAUUUUGGGCAAAAAGCUUGUUCUUUAAAUAGUCGAUGUGUGGAAGCGUUACUACUUAAAGCUUACACUUUAUUUGAGGUUAAUAAGUUAUCCGAAGCUUUAACUCAUUUUAAAGAAGCUAAAACCAUUGCUCCAACAAGGUUAGAACCAUAUAAGGGAAUUAUUGAUUGUUAUUUGGGAUUAUCACGUCCACGAGAUGCUGUUAAUGUUGCUAUUCAUGCUUGUAGAGAAUUAAAAAAUAGUCCUCAAUCAUUAACUUUAUACGCUAAAAUUUUACAAAAAAAUCCAAAUAUGACAUCAAUGAGAGUUCGAGAUCUUUUGGAUAAAGCGUUAAAUAAAGAUCCAACUUAUCAUCCAGCAGUAUGGUUAUUAGCGGAACAUUUAGAACAAGAGCAACGACACGAAGAAGCGUGUAGUGUAUUAACGGCUCAUGUUGCUGAAUAUCCAUCGUCAAGAACACAUCAAAUGCUUGCGGAUUGCUUUUUAAGGUUAUCAAAGGAAGACGAGGCUGUGUCGCAUUAUAGUGCCGCUAUAAGAUUGGAUCCGUGUAAUCAAAGGGCUUUAGAUGGAUUGAAUAGCAUAGGAAGAGGUGGCAAAUUAGACGCUAAUUAUUAUAUGUCCGUGGGUGGGGAAAGUUCUUAUACUCCAUCGCAAGGUCCGAGUGUUCCGAGCGAUCAAGAUUUAGAUGGCGAAAGCGAACCGGAUUUAUGGGCAAAUAAUGGUGAUUUCAUGAAUUAUGAUUAAAUAAUUAAUUUGUAUCAAAUUUUUUUUAACCUUACUUUUUAUGUAUGGGCGAAUAAUUUUUUUUCAGA